Messenger RNA from Caenorhabditis remanei, 576 nucleotides. RefSeq lists its product as uncharacterized. The record is from RefSeq and is a predicted model, not a curated record. The coding region runs from base 1 to 576 and encodes 191 amino acids. The transcript has 4 exons. Lineage: Eukaryota; Metazoa; Nematoda; Chromadorea; Rhabditida; Rhabditidae.
AUGAUUCGAUACUCCGGUCAUGCUGGGUACUUACUUGUCGUUUGCUAUGAAAUUUCAAUUCACACUCACUUUCUCACCUCAUUGAAUCGAUUCAGUGCGGUAUUCUUCCCAUUUUCCUACAAGAGUACUUUCAGCAUCCGAGCCACAUCGAUAUAUUUAAUUGUAAUUGCAAUUUUUUCUUUUUCGAUGAUGACAUUUGUUAUCUAUGGACUUGACUGCAAAUUAGAAUAUGAUCCAACUACUUGGGUAGCAUUCUACGAUGUAACAAUUCCAGUAUGUGGAUGGUAUGCGUAUUAUGCCGAUUUUCUGAAGAAUGUGGUUGUUGUUCUGGCAGAUGCUAUCAUAGAUAUUACAUUUGGACAAGGAAUCUGCUACCUGAUGGGAUAUGCAUCCUAUCUGGUUGUUCCAAUGAAUUCUAAUAAGUACGUGGCAUUCUUCAUGUCUCUUGUCGGCUGGGCUCUAAUUGCAAUGAUUGAUGGAUUGUUUACCAUUGUUUACAAUUCGGAAAUUCGCACGAAAAUCUUGAGAAAAAAGGAAACUUUUGUUGGAUCUACUGUUGUUUCCGUUAAUAAUUGA